AUGCUACUUGAAUUUCAAAAACAAAUUUUAACUGAAGUUGUAACAGAAGAUGGCUUAUUGAUCAUUUCACCUGGCUUAGGUUUAUUUCAAAUUUUAUGUUCACUUAUACAAGUUUACUCUAGUGGUAAUCACCUUGUCUUGUUACUUAAUACGACUAAAGAAGAGGAUGAUCUCAUACAAGAACAAUUGAUUGCUAAUGAAGUUUCACAUCCUUUACGUCGUAUUGAAUAUAAUACAUCUAUCGAAAAGAGAAGCAGUAUGUACCGUGAAAGUGGUCUCUUUUCGAUCACCGCGCGUAUUUUAGCUGUCGAUAUGCUGCUUGAUAGAAUUCCAACAACACUUAUUAACGGCAUCAUUAUUGCCAACGCUCAUCGUAUAAAAUCCAACUCAUUGGAGGAAUUGAUCUUGCGCAUCUAUCGAGAAAAAAAUCAAGAAGGAUUUAUCAAGGCUCUCUCUGAUCAUCCGGAAGCAUUUGUGACAGGCUUUGCACCAUUGCAGACAACACUCAAGACCUUGAUGUUACGCAAAGUGCAUCUUUGGCCUCGUUUUCAAGUACUUGUGGCGGAAGGUUUAUGUAAUGCAUCAGAUAAUGUCAUUGAAUUAAGGCAGCCCAUGACAGAAUCGAUGCAAAUUAUUCAACAAAACUUAGUGCUUUGUUUAGAGGAAACAUUGGCUGAAUUAAGAAGGGCAAAUCCAACUGUGGAUGUUGGAGAAUUUACUAUGGAGAAUGCUUUCUUCAAAUCCUUUGAUCAGAUAGUAAGACAACAAUUAGAUCCUAUCUGGCACCGUGUCUCACCAGCAUCUAAACAAUUAGUGGGUGAUUUAAAGAUAUUACGACAAUUAUUAAAUUAUUUGACUGCAUAUGACUGUGUGUCAUUUUAUAGUUUUAUUGAAACUGUAAUUGCAGCUAAUACUUCAUAUGAUGGGAAACAAGUUAGACAAUCGCAAUGGUUAUUUUUAGAGGCAGGCGAUAAAGUUAUUUCGACAGCAAGGAAAAGAGUCUAUGUGAAAGAAGGAGAUUUAGAAUAUAAAGACUUUCCAGAAACUAACAAUAAAGAUGACAGUAUCCCAAAACAUAUCAAGUUGGUUCUAGAAGAACAACCUAAAUGGGCAUUAUUAACGACCAUUUUGGAGGAAAUUGAACAAGACAGUUUACAGUUAAAUGCAGGCGAUGGUGCCCCUAUCUUGAUUAUGGUAUCUGAAAGAAGAACAUGCUCACAGCUGAAAAAGUAUAUUACUGAAAACCACAAAGGUAGUUUUUUGGAUCCAAUUGCACGUAAUUUUUUCAAAUGGAGAUCAACAAUACAUCAAAUGCAAACAACAGUAGUGAAUGAAGCAGCAAUAACCUCUCACCAGUCCAGUUCAUUAAGAGGUAGACCGCCUCCUAAUAAGCGUAGAAGAGUAAGAGGUGGAUCAUCUACUGCAUCAUCUACCAGUGGUCGAGCAUAUACAUUAGCAGAAACAUUUCGAAACGAUGUAAUACAAAACGUUACAGAAUUGGAUACAAAUACACCAGACACAACGGAUAAUGAAGACAAUGAUACAUCCACAUUUCAAGGCAUUAUAGUUCCAGAAGAUGCGAUAUUAACUGAUACCCUAUUACCCACCUUUGAUGAAAUACCCAAUACAUCCCUUCUUACUAUCCAAUGCUAUGAUGAUAAUACUUACGAACAAGUCCUAGAAGACACAGAACCACGUUUUAUUAUUUUAUUUGAUCCAAAUCCUGCAUUUAUACGACAAAUCGAGGUCUAUCGUGCUUUACAUCCGUCUAUUGAUAUUCGUGUUUAUUUUAUGAUCUAUGAAGAUUCUGUUGAAGAGCAAAACUAUUUAAGUUUAAUUCGUAAGGAAAAGGAAUCAUUUGAACGACUUAUUCAUGAAAAAUCAGUCAUGGCAUUACCUUUACCAGAUCAAAGAAGGAAAGAAGCAGAAUUAACUAUUCGUACGAAUACACGUUUAGCAGGAGGUCAAUUAAGAGUUGAAAAAGGACCUCAGUUAAUAACAGUUGAUAUGCGAGAGUUUCGUAGUUCGUUGCCACCUAUUUUAUACGCAGAAGGUGUCAAAAUUGUACCAUGUACGUUACAAGUAGGAGACUAUAUCUUGAGCCCAGACAUGUGUGUCGAGAGAAAGUCUCUAAUGGAUUUAAUUCAGUCAUUUAAUUCUGGUAGAUUAUAUACACAAUGUGAAAAUAUGUCAAUGUAUUAUAAGAUGCCUAUUCUUUUAAUUGAAUUUGAUGAAAACAAGCCAUUUUCAUUACAGGGAACUUCUGAUAUGAGUGAAAAUAUUAGAGCAACUGAUCUUUCUUCAAAACUUGUAUUACUCACAUUAGCAUUUCCUAAAUUACGAAUUAUUUGGUCCUCAAGCCCACAUGAAACCGCAAAGAUAUUCAUAGAAUUAAAGAAAACAGAAGAUGAACCAGAUACAGAAGUAGCAGCGACUAUAGGAACGGAAGAAAAUGACGAUAGAGAAACGAUUUAUAACAUGACACCUCAAGAUAUUUUGAGAAGUAUGCCAGGUGUUAACUCAAAAAAUUAUAAAAUCAUUAUGAAUCAAGUAGAGAGUUUAGACGAAUUAAUGCAGCUAAGUUUAAAAAGAAUUCAAGAUAUGAUUGGAGAAGAGCCAGGAAGAAAGUUAUAUAAAUUUAUACACACGAAAAACUAUUAA
This is a messenger RNA of Cokeromyces recurvatus, 2661 nucleotides long. RefSeq lists its product as uncharacterized. NCBI's taxonomy places the organism in Eukaryota, Fungi, Mucoromycota, Mucoromycetes, Mucorales, Mucoraceae. Gene Ontology annotation, biological process: nucleotide-excision repair involved in interstrand cross-link repair; double-strand break repair via homologous recombination; resolution of meiotic recombination intermediates. Gene Ontology annotation, molecular function: damaged DNA binding; single-stranded DNA binding; single-stranded DNA endonuclease activity. The coding region runs from base 1 to 2661 and encodes 886 amino acids. The transcript has 8 exons. Gene Ontology annotation, cellular component: nucleotide-excision repair factor 1 complex. The record is from RefSeq and is a predicted model, not a curated record.